This is a messenger RNA of Symbiodinium sp. CCMP2592, 1218 nucleotides long. The record is from the annotation of a GenBank genome assembly. NCBI's taxonomy places the organism in Eukaryota, Dinophyceae, Suessiales, Symbiodiniaceae.
AUGAGGUUCAGCUUUAGUGGUCUUCCAUUGGGCAUGCGCAGCUUGCCAGGCCCUGGCGUCGCCCUCGCAGCGCGAGGCAGGAUGCUGCUGGCGGUCACACGACCACCUGGCACGACAGACGAGGACGAUGAAUUGGAUUUCCGAUUGCUUGACGUGAGAGCAAGGAUCGAGAGGGCAGGUGGACUGUUACCCCUCAGUGAGGGGGCUCGCCUGCGCUGGAUCGGAAUCUCCACGGAUUUCGUCCCUUUGACGCUUGACACUUCUGGGGUGCUGCGCGCGCUUCUCGGGAUCGGUGCUGGCUCCUGGGGUGGAAACGGACUGAAUGCGGAGUGGACACCGGUCCUGUCCUUGGCAGACGAGGUGCCGUUGUGGGUGGUCGAUGCACCAGCUUGCAGCCUUUGUGUAGUGGAGCUCCUGGAGAACAGGGAGCCUUGGCCAAGACCCCAACAGGCUGAUGGUGAAGACGAAAAGUCCUGUCUGAUGCCCUUCUUCGGCGUGGGAGGAACCGUCUCUCCGCGCCGACUGCCUUGGCGGAUGACCAUGGGAUCCUUCCCUGCCGCCGGCGAGCAAAUCGAGGCCACAUUCCGUGAGCAGCUGCUUCUCAGGCACUUCCAGGACAUGCUUAAGAUGGACAUGCUUAGCGAGCAGCAGCGACAGGAGGCCGAAGCCUUGGCGAAGAGAAGCAAGAGUGGGGUGCUGAAGCUCUUCACGCAGCUCGCCAAAUCUGACGAAGUGGAGCGAGCUCAUCAUGUCGCGGGGAUGUACCUCGCGAAGAUGGAAGGCACGGCGAAGGUCCUGGAGAUGGCCCGCACUCUCGCCGAGAAGGCCAAGCAACACAAGCUUGCGGAUGAGAUCGCGGCUUUGCUACGACCUGCAGCGUCAGUGCCGCGGGUUGAGCUUCCGCCGCUUUUCAAGCCAGGCGAGUUCGAAGACGCAGGCCAACAAAGGGCCGAGACUGCCGAGAGGUCGGACCCAAUGCCUACAGGCAGCCGAAGUCCGGAAAGGCUGCAGACAGAUGCCCAGGCCGAGGAGCUUCGCGCUUCGGCCGCCAUGCCAACAUCCCACCGUUCCGCAGCACCCAGCGCACCGAGCGCACCCAGCGCACCCAGCAAUCCCUUCGCACGGAAGCGACCAGGAACGGUCGCGGGGGGCCGCCAGCCCGCGACUCCAAUGGCGAGCGGGGCCAAUCCAAGCUCCAAGAUUGCCCGCUUGACGUGA